AUGUCAGCUCCGCUUUCCGCUCACUCGCGCGCAAAGGUUAGUGUUCAAUUCCUCGACAUUUUCAUCUGACACGGAUUAUUUUUUCAGAAUCAAGAAGACCCGGAGGAAUGGGAAAACCACCUCAUUCUUCGUGUUCCUAGUGACGUGGCGGCGCGAAUGACACACGCGGUCCAUAGGACUCCGCACUCAGAGGAACUCGGAAUCUGCAUAAACGAAGACAACCGGAAUGUCCAGAUUCGACUGGGAAAUCAAAUUCUACCCGCCAAGAUUCUGGACCUGCCGACUAUUUCCGAGGUGCGUUCAACAUUCAAUUUUAUGUUAACACCUGGUUGCGGAAUGGAAAACGUUUCACCACGCUUAACACUUGCAGUUUCCUUUAAUAACUUUUUUCAGAUCCACAAGACGACAGACAAUACAACACUCUACAAAGUGGCCGACGUCUCCCAAAUCAUUAUGUGUGACGGCGCAAUGUCCCCGAAAAAGGACAAAAAACUGAAAGAGCAGGUGAAAAUGGAAGGAGAAGAAGAACCAGAAGCAGGACCUUCAGUCAUGAAACCGAAGACGGCUCGUCAGAUCGCGAGAGAGGUUCGUUGUCCCGACCGACAAUGUUCCGAGUUAAUUGCCGGUUUCAGAGACUGAAGGAGUACCACUACCCGCACGGAAUCACGGCGCCCAUGAAGAACGCGAAGAAGAGACGAUUCCGCAAGAAGAAGGAGAAGAAGAUAAUGGCGGUGGAAGAGGUUUGAUGAAUGGAAGUGGCCUGACGCAAAAGAACACAUGUUUUUUUUUUCAGAUUGAGCGGGAGCUGAAGAAACUGCUCAGGUCGGACCUGGAGGCGCAAUCGGUUCGCUGGGAAAUCGUCGAGGACGAUGGAACGGUAAUUGAUUCAUUCUUGACUUACAUCUGUAUGUAAGAAAAACUUUCUGUUCAGGGCAUCCCUGAGACCCUAGAAGAGGAUUCUGAGAACUACGAUCCGGAGGACGGAAGCGAUCUGGACAAGGACGAUGAUGACAAUUUGGAACUCACCGACGAUGACGAUCUUUAA
Caenorhabditis sp. 36 PRJEB53466 is the source of this 1045-nucleotide messenger RNA. The record is from the annotation of a GenBank genome assembly. Lineage: Eukaryota; Metazoa; Nematoda; Chromadorea; Rhabditida; Rhabditidae.